Messenger RNA from Engraulis encrasicolus (European anchovy), 3881 nucleotides. RefSeq names its product Kruppel like factor 6a (gene klf6a). Gene Ontology annotation, molecular function: RNA polymerase II cis-regulatory region sequence-specific DNA binding; DNA-binding transcription factor activity, RNA polymerase II-specific. The transcript is spliced from 4 exons. Gene Ontology annotation, biological process: regulation of transcription by RNA polymerase II. Lineage: Eukaryota; Metazoa; Chordata; Actinopteri; Clupeiformes; Engraulidae. The record is from RefSeq and is a predicted model, not a curated record. The coding region runs from base 311 to 1240 and encodes 309 amino acids.
UGAGAUCAUUGGUCGAUGGUUUAAACGUAAUGCUGUCACGAGUCCGUAGGCAGCCUGCAAGGUUUGAAUAGGGAAGUUUACUGCUCGCACAUCUCGCAUUGAGUUCAGUGUUUGCAAAUAGUGAUCUCAGACACGGAGGACCUAGAGGACUUUUGAGUGAAACGACAGACCGACGCUUCGCCGCCGUUGCAUGUGCGCCACCAGGAUAUUUACUUUUCCCCCGAAAAAGCAACCGUUGUCAUUCUGAUUUCAGAAAGAGACAACAUUUAAUUUAAGGCGUUAUUUAGUCUAGACACUUCUGUGAUUUAAAAUGGAUGUUCUACCGAUGUGCAGCAUUUUCCAGGAGCUUCAGAUUGUUCAUGACACUGGCUAUUUCUCGGCUUUGCCUUCCCUUGAGGAAUACUGGCAGCAGACAUGCUUGGAGCUGGAGCGCUACCUGCAGAGCGAGCCUUAUGUCUCUGCAUCUGACCUCAAGUUCGAGGGCCAGGAGGACCUGUGGAGCAAGUUGAUCCUGGCCUGCGGGGACAAGGCGAGCGAGACCGGAGCUGCCCACCACCACCACCACAGUCACCACAGCCACCACCGCCACCUCCAGGAGGACGACAAUCAGGAUGGCCAUUUGUCGGAGACCAACAGCCUGAACUCGGACGCCAGCAGCGAGGCCUCAGACAGCUCCGAGGAGCUCUCGCCCACGCACAGCUUCGCCUCCAACCCGCUGAGCUCGUCCAUGUCCCACGGCUCGGGCCACCUGAGCUCCUCGGUCAUCAGCACGCCGCCCUCCUCCCCGGAGGCCGCCUCCUCCGCGCACGAGCUGUGCGGGAACGGGGUGUCCUCCUCCUGGGGGGUGGCCCAGAGCGCCGAGAUGCACCUGCCCGCCAAGGGCCGCAGCGGCGUGGGCAAGAGCUCGGAGAAGAUGGGGGGUCUCGGUAAUGGAGGAGGUGGUGGGGGAGAGGACGCCGCUUCACCAGACGGCAGGAGGAGGGUUCAUCGGUGUCACUUCAAUGGCUGUCGCAAGGUGUACACCAAGAGUUCCCACCUGAAAGCACACCAGCGCACCCACACAGGAGAGAAGCCGUACAGGUGUUCAUGGGAGGGUUGUGCAUGGCGCUUCGCCAGGAGCGAUGAGUUGACCCGUCACUUCAGGAAGCACACUGGUGCCAAGCCAUUUAAAUGCAGUCACUGUGACAGGUGUUUCUCCAGGUCUGACCAUUUGGCCCUCCAUAUGAAGAGACAUCUCUAAGCUGGGUUUUAGUCUGAGAGUCGAACAGUUUGAAGCAAAGGGGAGAAGAACAGCUUGAACUAAGUGUCGUCUCCUAAACCAGUCGCGCGGUUGACCUGCCCCCUUACCCAAUGAAGGAAGGAAACGAAGAGGGGUUGGAGAGCGAGAGAGAGAGAGAGAAGAAGAAGAAAAGAAGCGUGAUUCAGCCAAAGCAUGCCAUUUUUGCACCUUUACCAGUGCCUCCCGGGGUUGCUCUCUUGGAGAAAAGGCGUUUCCGAAACGAUGGGUUUAUACAAGGAGAAGAAUUGGACAUUACACAAAGGAGGACAAAAUCAUGAACUGAAGAGAGAGGAUGGAAUAGGAAAUUGUGCCGGACGUUUUUUUUUAAAAGAGAGAGAGAGAGAAAAGGAAAAUGAUUUUUAAAAAGACCAAAAAAAAGUGAGUGAGUGAUGUGUAGUGCGUAUGGUGCAUGAUGUGUCGGGGAGGACUUCUGGACAGCCGAAAAAUCGCUGGUAUUUAAAAAACAAAAACAAAACGAAAAAAAAGACGUGCGUGAGGGUGUGAGGUGAGCAUGUGAGUGAGCUGAGUGUUUCCUUGCGGGGCCUGUUCGGUGUGUGUGCCGAGGGGAGGGGGGUGGUCGAGUUGUGUCGCUGUGGACUGAUGAGUGGUGUUAUUUUCUUUUUGUUUUCACGGAAACAAGUUCCGGUUUUGUUUCCUCAUUGUCUCCCGGAAAAGGGGCAAUGAAAAAGUGAGCGAGCAAGAGAGAGAAUGAGUGCGUGUAUGUGUCGGUCAGCGAGUGAGAACUGAGGAGUGUUGUCAGCGCCCCCCUUGUGUGUGGGUUGUCUUAUACGAAAAGUGGUAGCGAGGGGCACCCUUGUCCACUUCAACCAGGCAUCCAUUAAAGGGGGGGGAGCGGCUGAAAACCCAGAGUCUGAAUGAUCGAGGCUUUUUUGGUGUUUGGUGCAGCUACUAAACGUGCAAUGUGUUAUGCGGCUCGUCUCGACGAGCUGCGAUUAAAAAAAAGCUCAUUUGUAGUCCAUUGUAAUAAGCUGUGUGCUUAGAAAAUAUUACACGACUAUUAUUUCAGUAUAACAAAGACAGGUGUUGCAUGGUUCCGGGAGGGUUUUAAUUUCUACUCUUACCCUGUUGUUUGUUAUCAGGACUGCAAAAUAGAUUCCAAUAAAGUGCAGCUAAAGAGAAAACGGUUAAAUGUUACAAUGUUGUACAUAAGAUAAGCGUUUGAUGACCUUUUUCUUCCUUUUUUGACUUUCGAAAAACAAAAACUUUUCCCACAAAACUUAACGCACCCCAUCUUUGCUUACCUUUUUGGGAGAAACCACUAUUGCUUAGCAACCAUCUCAUUCAUGAAGCUUUUUCCUCCACUUAUCCAUGUUUUUCCAGGACUAAUUUUUUUGUAUUCUUUUUUUCUGUUCUUUGUCUCGUUUUCUUUUUCCCUGUUAAUGCACUGUUUGCCUUAAUGGUGCCUUAUGGGAGUGACCUUGUCUAGUGGAUGUGGUUGUGUGAGCUUGUUGAGAAGGGGUCGGGGAGAGGGGAAGAGAGGGGGCGAAAGGAGAAGGGUCACAUCUGUGUUUGUAUGAGUGAUUUAAAACACUUUUAAAAAUGCUUUAUUAAGGCUCAAUUUCACAUGAAACACCUUUUUCGAAAGCACCUUUGCCUUGUCUAUAUUGGCGGGUAUCUUACCACGAAAGCCCAUAUCUGAGGGCGGAUAUUGUUUGCCCAUCUUUUAGUAGCUGAGUUUGUUUCCGUUUUGUUUCUAUUCAUUUCAAGUCAUUUCUUAAACCCAGCAACAUAACUUCAGUCAACUAAAAAAAAUGUUAAAAAGAUGUGUGGAAAAAAUGCUUCAGUCAUCAUCUAAAGCACUUAAAUAUUCCUAUUUCAAAUGUAUUUACUACCAUGUAGUAGUAUCUACUCUAUGUACUGUAUAACAUGUUUUUUUUUUCUUUGAAAAAACAAAUCAUGUGUUUAGGUAAGACAACGCAUAAUUGGUACCAGCCCUCCCUUGUCUCUGUAACAGUAAAAAAAAGGCAUAAACUUAAGGCAUUUUCUUGCUUUAACAUCGAUGCAGAGAGUCUGUAACUUCACAGUAGCAGCACUGUGGAAAGUGCGUGUAUGUGUGUCUGUGUGUUGGCAUCACAUUUUAAGGGGUUACGGAGGCCAUAUUCCACCCCCUUUUAGCAAGGCCAACAAAAAAAAAAAGCAACAACAAAAAAUUGCAAAAGAUUUAUUGUAAUUAACAAGCCCCAGCCGGAGAAAAGGCCCUGGCUUGUACUGCAUUUGGCUAAUGAAUGGCUGAAGGCAGUGCUGGCAGGGGCAGCAGCAUAGACUGCUGACUCUGGAAGUUGGGUAUUGACCUGUCUGGGUGGCGAGCUUUCAGCCUCCGCCGACAGUAUUAUGGAAACACUGAACAGGGGAUCGAGAAAGAUAAAGAUGAAGCGCGCUGACCGCUUGCUGCUGCUGCUGCUGAUGCCCAUUUGAACUGCCACAAUGGAAAAUGUACAGACAUCAAAUCGACAAAAAUCUCUGCGCAAAAUGCAGUGCCCCAACAGUUCAUCACUGUUGUUAGGCAGCGUCUUAUAGAUUUUUAAAAGAAAAACCUUUGAUAUACAUGUUGUUUUUCCUUGCAGGGAAAGGGACCAAAAAG